CUCCAUGGUACGGACAUAUGCGACCGUGGCUAUAGUACUUCGUGCUGUUGACGCAAUUUUCGCUCCUGCUUUACGAAAAUUGUGAGAUCUGAAGUCAACUGUUGGAAGCUUUUUGACAGAAUUGCCUAACCUUGUGCUGAUGCUACGAUGAAUGCGACUGGAUUCUGAAUAUCUUACAAACGUUAUUUAUAAGUAAAAAUUUACCAGAUUUAGUACACUUUUAAUAAAAAUGGAGACUGUGCCAAAGGACUUGAGAGGUUUGCGAGCGUGUUUAUCAUGCUCUCUAAUUAAAACAUUUGAUCAAUUUGAGAUGGAUGGCUGUGAGAAUUGUGACUUUCUAGGAAUGAAAAAUAAUAAAGAUCAAGUAUUUGACUGCACAAGUUCUAAUUUUGAUGGAAUGAUUGCUGUAAUGAGUCCAGAGGAUAGUUGGGUGUGCAAAUGGCAAAGAAUUAAUCGGUUCACUAAAGGAGUAUAUGCCAUAUCAGUGUCAGGACGUUUGCCAGCCAAUGUUAUAAGAGAGAUGAAAAGCAGGGGCAUAAUAUACAGGUCACGUGAUACAAGCCAACGAUAAUAUUUUGGAGAGAUUAGUAUA
Molecule: messenger RNA, 592 nt
Organism: Phymastichus coffea
Lineage: Eukaryota; Metazoa; Arthropoda; Insecta; Hymenoptera; Eulophidae
Gene: spt4
Product: transcription elongation factor SPT4
Exons: 4
Coding region: 230-571 (113 amino acids)
Biological process (GO): chromatin organization; mRNA processing; positive regulation of DNA-templated transcription, elongation
Cellular component (GO): DSIF complex; nucleus
Molecular function (GO): zinc ion binding; RNA polymerase II complex binding
Source: RefSeq, a predicted model, not a curated record